AUUUCCUUGCAGCACCACUCCCGGAGCCAUUGCAUCUGCUCGUUACGAGCGACCGGCGCCCUCCGCGACCUUCCGAGCGACCGCGGCUGCUCCGGCGACGAUGGCACCGAAGAGGGGCACCAAGCGCGCGGCGGAGGCGACGAUGUCAGCGACGGAUGAGGCGAAGAAGAUGAAGGAGACCUUGAAGAACUAUGGCGUGAGCAAAACCUGGUACGAUGGCGUGGUGGAGGGGCUUCAAUCUCCUGUCGCUGAGGACCCCCUCUCUGUGCGGAAGAUGCUGAUCGCGAUGCUCCCUGAAGGCCUUUGUGUGCCCGCCGACCAGCGUCACGCCUACCAGACGGCGAAUGUGCAGAUGGUCUCAGAGAGCUUGCAGAAGGUCAUUUGCAAGUUGGAGGAGAAGCUGGCCACGGCGUCUGCGGAAGUCGACCGCAUUGAAGCUUCCAAGGGAGAGUUGCAGAGCAAGGUCGACGCUGCGGAGGAGGCCUUGGGCACGGCCUUGGAGAACGAGCAGAGUUGCAAGCUGCGCUUGGCCGACGUGACGCGCACCGUGAUCUCUUGCAAGUCAGCGGUGUCGGGUGCCGAGACGGCUCAGCGGGAGAAGGCUCAGGCACGUGAGAAGGCCUUGGAGGAGAAGGCACAAGUGGAGGCUGUUUUGGCCGAAGAGUUUCGUCUCCUGUGUGACGGUGAGGUCCAGGGGCAGGAAGCUCAGGCCCACUAUGGGAAGUUGGAAUCCCUGGCCAAGCAGGUUGGCUUUGAAGCAUCACUCCUCACGGCGCUGCCGACCUCCAUCCUGAAGGAGCCGGCCAGUCGCGGUUCCUUUGACGCCAUGGUGGUGGCGCAGCUGGCGGAGGGCCUCGGCAAGCGCCUGAGCGCCCUGAAGGAGGAGCUUUUGGCGUCCGAGCCAGGGGCCACCGCGGCGGCGCAGGCGGUGGAGACGGCCCAGAAGGAGCUGCAAGUGGCAUUCGAGCAGCAGCAAGUGGAGGCUGAGAAGUACAAAGCAGCUCAGGAGCUCCGGGCCUCGGCCGAGACGGCCAAGAGCCAGGCGCACGCUGAGGCGGCGGAGCACGAGCCCUUGCUGCGGCAGGCGGUGCAGGCGCGCCUGGAGGCCGAGACAGAGGUGGAGAGCUUCAAGAACUACAACUGGGCCUGCUUCGAGAAGCUCCGUGACCAUCAACAGCUCAGCUCGGCGCAGAGGGCCGUGGAGGCGCAGAUGGAGGUGGAGGCUGCCGAGGCCGGCGCCUGAAGCGCAUGAGGUCUUUCCUCGUGUCCGACUCCUGAUUGUUGGAUGAUGCACCAAAUUCAUAUCCGAUGCCCGGUCAUAGAAGAAAAAGCUUCGAGCAAGGGCAAUUCAGUUGGAAGUACAGCUGGUGUGCACAGAUGAGUCAGGCGAAUUAUAGCCUGCGUUUGCUUGUGGGCUUGAGCAAACAUCAAGACCCAUCUGUGUCUUUGGAACGUGCCGAUUGUGUGUGAAAGACCUUGAUGGAGGGAUGGGGUCAGAGGUGUUUUUCAUUCACAACAGCAGGCUGAAGGUCCCUUCAAUUUGAGGCCACCAUCAACAGCGCUCCAGGUCCAUGACAAUUUCUUGUUUCUUCU
Durusdinium trenchii is the source of this 1593-nucleotide messenger RNA. The record is from the annotation of a GenBank genome assembly. Lineage: Eukaryota; Dinophyceae; Suessiales; Symbiodiniaceae.